AUGGCAGGAGAGUCAAGGUCCGAGCUCUUGGCGUGGCUCAAUGAGCUACUCAACCUCAACUACACAAAGGUCGAGCAGUGUGGCUCGGGAUUUGCCUAUGCCCAGAUUAUCGACUCCAUCUAUGGCAACGUCCCCAUGUCGCGGCUACACGCCAAUGCCAAGCAAGAGUAUGAAUUCAUCAACAACUUCAAAGUCCUGCAAGCCGUAUUCAAGAAGAAUAGAAUCAGCAAGCCCAUCCCAGUGGACAUGCUCAUCAAGUGUCGAAUGCUAGACAAUCUCGAAUUUCUCCAAUGGAUCAAGGGCUUCUGGGAUACAAAUUACCCUGGCACGCCUUACGAUCCAGAUGCGCGCCGGGCAGGUGUGGUAGCUGCACCACCACCCCUCAUCGGAGCAGCAUCGGUAGGAUCAGCUCGGCCUCUCCCUGGAAGGGGUAACGCAGUGGCUCCCGCAGCUCCUCGAGCCAAGCCUUCGGUGGGCGCUCGAGCUGCAAGCGGCUCCAGUGCUGCUGCAGCAAGGCGACCUGGUGGAGGAAGCGGAGCAAAGGUGUCUUCGGGAGGGGUGAAUGACCAGGCUUAUCAGGCUCUUCUGGCCGAGAGGGACGACCUGCAUGCCCAAGCCGAGAUCAUCACCAGUGAGAGGGAGUUCUACUGGCACAAGUUGACACAAAUUGAAGGUCUGGUCAAUGACCGUCUUGCACAAUUGGAGCCAGAAGAAGGUGAGACGCCGACAUCCGAGGGCAACAUUCUGAGAGAUGUGAAAGGCAUUCUCUACGCUACCGACGACGGAGGAGACGCACUGGCGCAGGACGUUGAAGGCCUCGAUUUGGUCGAUGGCGAGGAGGAGGAGGUGUUUUAG
This is a messenger RNA of Microstroma glucosiphilum, 855 nucleotides long. RefSeq lists its product as hypothetical. Gene Ontology annotation, molecular function: microtubule plus-end binding. The transcript has 4 exons. The record is from RefSeq and is a predicted model, not a curated record. Gene Ontology annotation, biological process: regulation of microtubule polymerization or depolymerization; spindle assembly; protein localization to microtubule plus-end. Bases 1 to 855 code for a protein of 284 amino acids. Gene Ontology annotation, cellular component: microtubule organizing center; spindle midzone; microtubule plus-end. Lineage: Eukaryota; Fungi; Basidiomycota; Exobasidiomycetes; Microstromatales; Microstromataceae.